Populus euphratica (Euphrates poplar) is the source of this 2000-nucleotide messenger RNA. Its product is annotated as transcription factor bHLH67-like. NCBI's taxonomy places the organism in Eukaryota, Viridiplantae, Streptophyta, Magnoliopsida, Malpighiales, Salicaceae. The record is from RefSeq and is a predicted model, not a curated record. Gene Ontology annotation, biological process: guard cell differentiation; stomatal complex development; positive regulation of DNA-templated transcription. Gene Ontology annotation, cellular component: nucleus. Gene Ontology annotation, molecular function: protein dimerization activity; DNA-binding transcription factor activity. The transcript has 4 exons. Bases 513 to 1682 code for a protein of 389 amino acids.
GGAUCUUUCAAACCAGACAACCCCCCACCCCUUCUUCUUCUUCUUCUUCUUCCUCUCCCCUCUCUCUCUCUCUGCUAAACCCUCACCAACUCUCAACUCCUUUCACUUGUUACUCUAAUUUACAUCUUUCUAGCUGACUCGAGUGGUUUUAAUUUUUCUACCCUUCGUUUGAUUUUAAGUUUUACCCAUCUUGAUUAAUUCUUCUUGGGCUCCAUUUCUAUAACUACUACUGCUACUGCUAGUAGCUAAGUUAUUUUCUUUCUCUUUUCCUGUAGAGAAUUUAAUAUCAUUAUAUAUAAGAGUUUCAGCAGGAGCAGAACACAAAGGAAUAUAUUAAUUUUUGAGGUUGUGUACAUGGGGUCUCUCCUUCUGCUCCUCGGGGGUUACAUUUAUUACUAUCGUUUUGUUAGCAUCACAAUGGAAUGUUGGUGAGGAAGUGAGAGGUGGAGAGAGAGAGAGAGAGAGGGAAUUUAAUUUAAAGCUCUCGCUCUGGCAACAACUACUGCUCAUCAAUGGAGAGGCUCCAAGGACCCAUUAAUCCUUGUUUCUUAGGGGAGCAUAACUUGGAUUUCGAAUGCUUAGACCAAGGAUUUAUCAAUACAGAAAGCUUAAGAUUUGGAGAAGAAGGACCAUACUUUUCAAGCCCAAUCUUUGAUGAAAAAAUGCCUUUUCUUCAAAUGCUUCAAACAGUAGAAACCCCACCCACUUUUCCCUUCAAAGAACCCAGCUUUCAGACACUACUCAAACUCCAACACCUCAAAAAACCAUGGAAUAUGAACAAUUAUUACAUGCCUGAAACAGAAAGCCAAGUUCAACCACCGGAGCUUGAAAGUUGUGUCACCCAUGACAUAUUUGAUUUACACUCACCAGUCAAAUCUGAAACCAAAGAACUCCCAAACCCACACUCAAAUUCCUGCCUCGAAGGUGUAAGUCCUGAGCCCGCUGAACCCUAUUCAGGUUCCUUAAAUCCAUGGGGUACUCAACCACAAACCGUACCUAAUAUUAAGACCCAGUUCUCCAAAUCCACUACAAUAAUCACCAGAGAAAGAAGAAAGAGAAAGCGUACAAGGCCAACCAAGAACAAAGAAGAAAUAGAGAGCCAACGCAUGAACCACAUUGCUGUUGAACGCAAACGCCGUCGCCUAAUGAACGACCAUCUUAACUCUCUCCGUUCUUUCAUGCCACCCUCUUAUGUUCAAAGGGGUGAUCAAGCAUCUAUAAUAGGAGGUGCAAUAGAAUUUGUGAAGGAACUAGAGCAGCUUCUUCAAUCUCUCGAAGCACAAAAAAGAAUGAAAGAAAUAGGAGCAGGCUCCACCAUCGGCAUUUCUUCCAACCAAUACUUUACUUCGCCGCCACAAAGUGACAAUCUGGCGGAGGAAGGAGGCAAAUGUGAAGAGAUAAGAACAGUGAAGAAGAAGUCGGAGGCGGCGGAGAUAGAGGUGACUGCUGUACAAAACCAUGUAAAUUUGAAGAUAAAGUGUCAAAGAAGUCUUGGGCAGUUGGUGAGAGCUAUUGUUGCAUUGGAGGAACUUAGCCUUACAGUUUUGCACCUUAACGUUAGUUCUUCCCAAGCAACAAUUCUUUACUCAUUCAAUCUUAAGUUAGAGGAUGAUUGUGAGCUGGGAUCAACAGAUGAGGUAGCAGAAGCAGUUCAUCAAAUAUUCAGCAGUUUCAACGGCUAGCUGAUUGGUCUGUAUGGUAGGAGUGCUACCUGGCAAGAGAGGCAGGUUACAGCUGAAUUUAUAGGAUUAUUACAGUACUGCCUUCUUCUUUAUGGAAAACAAGAAAAUGUAAUUUUGGCUUCAUGAGGGUGGUAGAUGAGGAGCAGACUAGGCAGAAGGGCACGACCAUUUGUCUCCAUUCUAAGCUAGUACCACAGAGAGGACUGCUGCCAGUACACAGAAGUGCACAGAAGCAGAUGAUGUUUAUUGCUUAACCUGCUGAAAUAGUUUGCCUCGCUCUGUCUUUUUUUUUUUUUUUUUAUUUAGCAGGAAGGGGGG